AUGCGCAGCCGUCCAAAUCAGCGUCAAUUCGCUGUGGUAUCUGCGCUGUCCAUCCUCAUCAUCUUCUUGACCUACGUGGCCACCGGAGUUUUUGGUUAUCUGAGUUUUGGAUCUCACGUCAGUGCGGAUGUCUUGUUAGACUAUCCACCUCGAGCCGAGGUUGUAGCCGGAUUAGCGUUGCUGGCCAUUAAAACAUACACAACUUAUCCCAUUAUGCAUGUCUGUGGACAGUCAGCCACAGAGACCAUUCUGCGCUACUUCCUUCGCUGGUCGGAUGCUCGCUGGGCCCGAUGGGAACGGCUUUGGCGAUACUCGUCUGCUUGUUUGUGGUUUGGUAUCAGUCUCGUUUUCGCUCUCUUUGUACCGGAUAUCGGUCUUGUAAUUGGACUGUUGGGUGGCCUUGCAGUUCUGUUCAUCCUCUUAUUCCCUGGUACGUUAACCUUUUUUAUAGAAGAGUUUUUCCUACCGCUCAGUGAUUUAUGA
Molecule: messenger RNA, 483 nt
Organism: Echinostoma caproni
Lineage: Eukaryota; Metazoa; Platyhelminthes; Trematoda; Plagiorchiida; Echinostomatidae
Source: the annotation of a GenBank genome assembly